Molecule: messenger RNA, 2903 nt
Organism: Didymodactylos carnosus
Lineage: Eukaryota; Metazoa; Rotifera; Eurotatoria; Philodinida; Philodinidae
Source: the annotation of a GenBank genome assembly
AUGUCCGAGUCCACAAAAUCUAAAGCUGCUGCUAAGACUCUUGAAGCUAAAGAGGAAGUUCAAAAAGUAUUAAAUAGUUUUUCUCAACAACAACUGCUUCCUAUCCGCAGUAAAUCAGAGCAAAACCGCUGUGAAGCCUGGUCUAACUCAGAUAUAUCCACAUCCGCACCUGCGGCAUUCACUGCUUCAACAGUUGCCACCGUCGUUCCUGCUGCCGCAGCAUCUGUAUCACAGCUUCCUGGUCAUCUGCAAGCUCUGACAUUGAACACUCAACAAUUAAUCGCGCCAGGAGCUGGUAUGGCACUUUCUGCUUCAACCUCGUCAUCCAGAGCUGCCCUAGAACAACAUCAGGAAUAUUGUCCUACGAUGACCGUGUCAAUGACAUCACAUACAACUUUGUUGAUAGAACAAGUUCGUCAAUUGCAACAUGAACUUAAACAAGAAAAAUCAAAAGUUGGUCGCCUUCAGGAGGAGAAUGCAACUCUAAAGCAUUUCAGUUCGUCUACAUCAAAUAAACACUCAUGCACUCAAACAAUUGAUGAAUGUUCCUCUGGAAUUUGGGAUGAAAUAAAUCUUAAUCCCAAAGCUGCUGCUGAAUGGUAUCAACAAUUAGUGCAAAGUGAUGAACAUCCAGCCAUCUGGUAUGAGUUUGUAAAACUAUUUCAAGCUCGGUUUCAAUCACCCGAACGAAUGGAAGCUCUGAAAAUCGAAAGAAAUCGUUGCAUGCAGCAGUCAGAUGAAUCAGUAGCAGAUUUCUAUCAGAGGUAUAAGGGACUAGCAUUAGAAAUUGAUCCUAAAAUCUCAGAAAAAACUCUCAAAAGGCACCUUCUUCCGAAGCUACGUCCGGAUAUCCUUCAAUUAAUGGGUGGUGUUGAUGCUGAUAAAUUAGCGUUGCCAGAUCUGAUGAGAACAGCAGCUAAAGUUGAAUUACACAUGCUUCAACGGAAGAAAGGAGGUCAACAGAGAACUGGCGAAUUAGCAGAAUCCUCCAUGGCAAUGAAGUUUUCGAGAAAUCAGGAACAACGAGAAAUCUAUUCAUAUACAACAAAAAGAUGUUCAACUAAUCCUGAACCCGUAGUAGCUGCCAUUGAGUCGAAAACGCUGCCACCAACCAGUUCUCUAGAGCAGCCAUCAUUUUUGUCACCUAUCGCAGAAAGCCUCAAAUUUGCCUCGACAACAUACGAACAAUCAACAUUUAAACUAACAAGGAAGAGGUGCAAUGAGGAUACACCUACUUCCAUAUUUACAAAAUCCUCAUGUGUCUCACGAUUUGUUGAUCCUCGAUCAUCACCUCCGGAGGAUAAAACGGUAUCAGUGAAACGAACUCAGUUCAGCGAUGGUGGAAAAUCUGAUGCAGUAGAAGCGUUGUGGAAAUUAAGCGUAGCAGGCCGUAAUGGAGAGGUUUCACAAAUGAAUAAGCAACAAAUUCUAUCUGUAUUCAACAACGUUCAUAAUUCAGAUUCGAAAUCAGUAAAAGAUGCGAAGAAUGAUUCAACAACAAUCACCGCAGAUGACUCCAAUGAUGAUACCAUGUCGGAGGAGGAUGCACUACAACAAGAUGUCGAAGAAGAUGAUCAUGAUCCAUUAUGUCCUGAAAAACGAGCAUCUAAAAAUUCAUCUAAGAAAGCUCGAACAAGGAGGAAACUGAGAAAACAGAUCAAAUUGUGGAAAAAAAUGAAAAGAACAAAAGCGAAAGAAAAAACAAAACGUAGAAAUGCCGAGAAGAGAACGAAAUCUAACCCAGUUCUCGUGAAUCAGAUGAUAAACUCCCAACCAACAUCUCCUGAUUCCAAUUCAAAGUAUCGAAUCACGAAAGGCUGUGCUACAACGAAAGCAAAUCUGACCUCACGAAGACAAGUCAUCCAUAAAGGGCAAAGAUUGGCUUAUCUAAAACCAUUAGCAAGCCAAUGGAUCACACCUUCAACGGGAAUUCUUCAACCACAAUCACAACACUAUGCAAUCCAUAAUCCCGUCGAUGAUCAUGUGUAUGUUUUACACACAAGUCGAAAACGUGAUCUUGCACGAGUAUAUGCUACUAAAGUUUUAUUUGACAUUAAAAUUGAUACAAAUUCACAUAAUAUUAUAUAUGCUUAUAUAUCAAAAUUAAGUGCAAUACCUAAUGAAGUAGAAGUUUUAUUUAAUUUAGAUGCAAUUAUGGAUGUUUCUGCGCAUGCACCAAUACCAAUCACUAUUGAAGAUGUUAUACAAUAUUAUUGGGUAUCCAAUAAUAUUGAAUCCCAAUAUUAUUACAAUAUUGUACGAGCGAUAUCACUUUUUGGUAUGUUUUUAUUAUUUAUGGGUGAUUAUGAAAAAUGUGCUGAAUAUAAUGAAAAUUUACUGAAACAUACAUCACAAAAUGAUUAUAAUCGCUGUACGAUUAUGGAAAAUCUUGCGUUAGCUUACUCAAUCAGUGAACAAUAUGAUUUAGCAGUAAAAUAUACAAUGGAUUCUUUGGCAGCCACAUAUGUGAUGCCUCCAGGCAAUAUCCCUUACUGUUUCAUGUGUUAUUAUGCUAAAUCGAUUGUUCGUGACCUAGUGGAUAUAGGUAUGAUUUUCGCAAGUGGAAACGGUAUGAAAUUGCAUUUAUAUAUUAUGAACAAGCAUUCAAAAAUGUUCAAAGUUUGCGCCAACAUCUGCAAAUAUGAUAGAGGUAGUGUAAAGGUGGCAAAAGUAUUACAGGUGCUAAGCACUUUUUUUUGCUGUUCUGGCAAUAUGGUUUUGUUCUUGUUCUCACGUUAAACUAAAAAAUUGAGGCUUUGAAGAAAAAACCUCAAUAAUGCAUAACUUUUGUAAAAAAGGUCGCGGAGUACUGGGAAACGUCUCAUUUUGUAGCCCACACUUUGCUCUACAUUACGCUAUGCUCAGCUCAAAAUCCGAAAUUUUUAGAAAAAAGAGGGGGAAAU